GCGCCCUCUAUCAUCUGCCGCUUUGACCAGCUCGACAUGUUGAGCCGUUCGCGCUGUUUCUGUCUAAACGGGACUGACUGGAAGAACGAAUUAUUACUCACAUUAUUAUUACCGUGUUGGCAAUGCAGUGUCUUCGAGGCUCUAUGGCUUACGAAUAUUACGGAUCUUUAGAUAUUAUUGUCUUGUUUUAUUAAAUGGGUAUUACUAAUUAAAAUACUUUAAUUACUGAAAUUAAUUAUCGCUAUAAUUACUGAAAAUGAAUUCCCACCGCCGUUUCACGGCAAAUGAGCUGCUGUAUCUUAUACUGAGCGACAAUGUUCAAGACGAUCGCGACGAAUUAUUGCCACACAGUCUGGAUUUCGGUGAAGAUUCCAAGUUGCGUCAAAAUCUGGAUUUGAUUAAUAAUCCAGACUCCCAGGACUCAGCAGAAUGUGAAGAACCUUCUCAAGCAAUCAGAUCGGACCACGACAAAGAUGGGAACACUCAAGCGUCGUCGGAACCCACUGUUGACAUACCGUCUGACAGCGAGCCACAUGCAGAAUUAUGGAAAGCCAUUGCUACGUCAGCUCCGACAGCGCCCAUGACACCCAGCACCUCUGUUGUGAAAAGAAGAGGACCCCUUCCAGAGAAAAAUGGGAAGCAAAUGAAAGAUCUGCGGGAGUCCAUAAAUGCCUUUUCUUGCGGUUGUGAUCCAGGGUGCGUGGCCAAGAUUCUUGUCGACUACUUAGAAAUGUUUAUGCAGCAAGUUUCCCAGCUCACUCGCCGCAAAAGAUGGCUGUUUUUGAAAGGGAAAUUAAUGGAGUCAACAAGCAUUUCUGCUGCAAAACGGUGUCUAUAAAGCGGAACGGAAGAAUUGUCCACUAUGCAGUUCCGUGGACAGUACAGCUGGUAUUCAGUUGUGUCGCGAAGGGUUUUUGUUCGUCUUUGGUCUCAAGCAGCAGCUACUUUAUGUGAUCAAAAACCAUCUUUUUUCCGACGGGAUCUCGGAUAAAGAGCACGGUCUUGUCGGACAUAAAAGUUCGCACUCUUUGUCUGCUGAGGAUACUGAAAGAGUGUCGGCGUUUAUUUUGGCUCAAUCCGAAGUUUAUGGCUUACCAAUGAUUUUCGUUGAUAAGCGAACCAGCGCAGUUUGCCCAACCAUUUAUUUGCCAGCAUCCGCAGAAAAGAUAAAGGUUUGGCGCGAUUAUAAAGAUAGAUGCUUUGCAAGUUCCGUCCCUGUUCGCCAUGUGCAAUACACCACGUUCGUGGCUCAGUGUCUAAAGCUUCUUCCGCAUGUAAAAGUAGUGAAUCUGCGCUCGGACAUUUGUUUCACCUGAGUUGACAUUGCUGGCUGAUAUUUUGCAAACCUUCCUAUAGCAAAUUAAAAAAUAAUCGUUGUUGUUUUUGGUAUUAUUUUUUGCGGUAUAGUUACCGAAAAGCGCCAUUGCACAUUUGCCGACACUAUUCUCAUACCGCCACAAAC
Molecule: messenger RNA, 1462 nt
Organism: Paramacrobiotus metropolitanus
Lineage: Eukaryota; Metazoa; Tardigrada; Eutardigrada; Parachela; Macrobiotidae
Exons: 2
Coding region: 257-838 (193 amino acids)
Source: RefSeq, a predicted model, not a curated record